This is a messenger RNA of Pediculus humanus corporis (human body louse), 480 nucleotides long. Its product is annotated as nicotinic acetylcholine receptor subunit dalpha6, dalpha7, putative. Bases 1 to 480 code for a protein of 159 amino acids. Gene Ontology annotation, cellular component: membrane. Gene Ontology annotation, biological process: monoatomic ion transport. The record is from RefSeq and is a predicted model, not a curated record. The transcript has 2 exons. NCBI's taxonomy places the organism in Eukaryota, Metazoa, Arthropoda, Insecta, Psocodea, Pediculidae.
AUGUCACGGCCUUCAGGUAACGGUAGCGAUAUAACUCCGCCGACAAGACGACUUCCGACAGUUAGAGAAUUAGAGCUCAAGGAAAGAUCGUCAAAAAGCCUUUUAGCAAACGUAUUAGACAUAGACGAUGAUUUUAGACAUCACGCACCCAGUUUACAAACUUCCGGCCACGCGGCCGCGGGAUACCUUCGUAGUCAUUCGCAUCACGACGAAAGCAGCGGCUCUCUUUUGCCGAGUUCCUGUUUGGGACCACACAGAGAGCUUGCUCUUAUAUUAAAAGAGCUCAGAAUCAUAACGGAUAAAUUGAGAAAAGAAGAUGAAGCUGCGGAAAUAACAAAUGACUGGAAGUUUGCCGCGAUGGUCGUAGACCGUCUGUGCCUCAUCAUCUUUACCUUGUUCACCAUCAUUGCGACCAUAGCAGUGCUUUUUUCAGCGCCUCAUAUUAUCGUCACAUAUGAUAUUAUUAUUAUUAUUAUGUGA